Messenger RNA from Vicia villosa (hairy vetch), 3258 nucleotides. RefSeq lists its product as uncharacterized. The transcript has 5 exons. Gene Ontology annotation, molecular function: zinc ion binding; nucleic acid binding. The record is from RefSeq and is a predicted model, not a curated record. NCBI's taxonomy places the organism in Eukaryota, Viridiplantae, Streptophyta, Magnoliopsida, Fabales, Fabaceae. Bases 1 to 3258 code for a protein of 1085 amino acids.
AUGGCUGGGAGAAACGAUGCUGCGAUUGUUGCUGCUUUGGAGGCUAUGGCUCAAGCUCUGGAACAUCAACCUAAUGCUGGUGAGAAUGUUGGGUCUCACAGUUUGGCUACUUUCCAGAGGGAGAACCCGCCGGUCUUCAAAGGCAAGCAUGACCCUGAUGGAGCCUUAGAGUGGUUGAAAGAGAUCGAGAGGAUCUUUCGUGUAAUGGAUUGUACUCAGGCUCAAAAAGUUCGCUAUGGGACGCAUAUACUAGCAGUCGAAGCUGACGACUGGUGGCUAGCAACACGACCUAGACUAGAAGCUGCAGGUGAAGAGAUCACUUGGGACGUGUUCCGAAGAGAAUUUCUGAGGAAGUAUUAUCCUGAGAGCGUCCGUGGCAAGAAGGAAAUUGAGUUCCACGAACUGAAACAAGGGGACAUGUCAGUGACUGACUAUGCUGCAAAGUUCACUGAAUUGGCCAAAGUUUAUCCAUACUAUGAUGGAGAGGGUGCAGAGUUUUCAAAAUGCGUUAAGUUUGAAAAUGGGUUACGCUCUGAGAUCAAGAAGGCUAUAGGGUAUCAACAGAUCCGCGUUUUCCCUAACUUGGUAGACAACUGCAGAAUCUUUGAGGAAGAUAAUGCUGCUCACUAUAAGAUUGUCAGUGAUAGGAGAGGUAAGCAGAGUCAGCAACGUGGCAAGCCUUAUGACACUCCAGCUGGCAAGGGCAAAGAGAGAGCUGCUCCGGGCCAGAGAACAAGUGGGGGAGGUGCUCCUGCCCCGAUUGUGUGUUUUAAAUGUGGCAAGGCUGGUCACAAGAGUACUUACUGCACUGAUGACGUUAAGAAGUGUUUCCGUUGUGGCAAGACUGGUCAUAUGAUGUCUGAAUGUAGACAAAAAGAAGUGGUUUGUUUUAAUUGCGGUGAAGAAGGACACAUUGGAAGUCAAUGUCAGAAACCAAAGAAGGCACAAGCUGGUGGUAAGGUGUUCGCAUUGGCUGGUACUCAGACAAGCACUGAGGACAGACUCAUUAGAGGUACUUGCUUCAUCAAUAGUAUGCCUUUAAUUACUAUUAUCGACACUGGUGCUACUCAUUGUUUUAUUGCUGCUGAAUGUGUUGAAAAGUUGGGUCUUGUGCUAUCUUCGAUGAAUGGCGAGAUGGUAGUUGAGGUUCCAGCUAAAGGAUCUGUGACUACAUCUCUUGUUUGUUUGAAGUGUCCGUUGUCGAUCUUCGACAGGGACUUUGCUGUUGAUUUAGUAUGUUUACCGUUAGCCGGGCUGGACGUAAUUUUGGGAAUGAACUGGUUAGAAUAUAACUAUGCUCAUAUCAAUUGUUAUAACAAGACUGUGAGAUUUUCAACUGCCGAAGAAGAAAAAGCUGGCUUAGUGUCGUCUAAGCAGGUACGACAAUUGCUGAAGGAAGAAGUAGAGAUGUUCUCGUUGAUGGCAACAUUGUCAAUCGAGAAUCAGAACAUCAUCGAUGAGUUACCGGUGGUAAGAGAAUUCCCUGAAGUUUUUCCCGAUGAGAUUCCUGAUGUGCCGCCAGAAAGAGGAAUUGAGUUUACGAUUGAUCUUGUACCUGGUACCAGACCUGUUUCUAUGGCACCGUACAGGAUGUCCACAUCUGAGUUGACAGAAUUAAAGAAGCAAUUAGAAGAUUUACUGGAGAAGAAGUUUGUCAGACCAAGUGUAUCGCCGUGGGGAGCUCCAGUGCUGUUAGUGAAGAAAAAGGACGGAAGCAUGAGACUUUGCGUAGAUUAUAGACAGCUGAAUAAAGUAACCAUUAAGAACAAAUACCCGCUACCGAGAAUAGAUGAUUUGAUGGACCAAUUGGUGGGUGCGAGUGUUUUUAGCAAGACCGAUCUGAGGUCGGGUUACCAUCAGAUUAAGGUCAAAGAUGAAGAUGUACAAAAGACAGCAUUCAGAACAAGAUAUGGACAUUAUGAAUAUUUAGUGAUGCCAUUUGGUGUUACGAACGCGCCAGGAGUAUUUAUGGAAUAUAUGAACCGUAUCUUCCAUGAGUAUUUAGAUCAGUUUGUCGUGGUGUUCAUAGACGACAUCUUGAUAUAUUCUAAAUCAGAGCCAGAGCAUUCAGAUCAUUUGAGGACGGUAUUGCAAGUGUUGAAAGAAAGGAAGUUGUAUGCGAAGUUGUCCAAUGGCAUUGCUGUAGACCCAUCUAAGGUAGAUGAUGUGUUACAAUGGGAGACUCCAAAGUCAGCUACCGAGAUCAGAAGUUUCUUGGGCUUGGCCGGUUACUACAGACGGUUUAUUGAAGGAUUUUUUAAGUUGGCACUUCCAUUAACUAAGUUGACGUGUAAGGGUAAAGUGUUCAUAUGGGAUGCACAAUGUGAAGAAAGUUUUGUGGAAUUGAAGAAGAGAUUGACGACAGCUCCGGUUUUGACAUUACCAAACCCAGGAGAACCUUUUGUAGUUUAUUGUGAUGCUUCUUUGAUGGGUUUAGGUGGUGUACUUAUGCAGAACGGUAAGAAGGAGCUGAACAUGAGACAACGAAGAUGGUUAGAAUUAUUGAAAGAUUAUGAUUUCGGAUUGAAUUAUCACCCCAGUAAGGCGAAUGUUGUGGCUGAUGCCUUAAGCCGGAAGACCUUGCACAUGUCCGCUAUGAUGGUUAAAGAAUUAGAACUGAUCGAACAAUUCCGAGAUAUGAGCUUGAUUUGUGAAGUGACCCCGCAGAGUGUUAAGUUGGGAAUGCUCAAAAUUGAUAAUGACUUUCUGAACAGUAUCAAAGAGGCUCAGAAAUUGGAUGUGAAAAUGGUGGACAUUAUAGUUGGUUGUGGCAAAUCCGAGAAGAGUGAUUUUAAGGUGGACGCGCAAGGAGUGUUGAGAUUGCGGAAUCGAAUCUGUAUCCCUGAUGACAAUGAUAUGAAAAGGAUGAUUUUAGAAGAAGGUCAUCGGAGUAACUUGAGUAUUCACCCUGGAGCUACUAAAAUGUAUCAAGACUUGAAGAAGAUAUUUUGGUGGCCGAGGAUGAAAGAAGACGUGGCACGAUUUGUAUAUGCUUGGUUGCCUAAUACUGCAAGUGGACACGAUUCAAUAUGGGUGAUUGUUGAUAGGCUUACCAAAUCAGCCCAUUUCAUACCUAUUAACAUCACGUAUCCGGUGGCAAAGUUAGCUGAGAUCUAUGUCCGAAUGAUUGUGAAGUUGCAUGCGUUGUAUGGUCGGAGGUGUAUAACUCCGCUAUGUUGGCACGAAUCUGGCGAAGGUGUAGUACUUGGACCGGAAAUUGUACGAGAAACCACAGAGAAGGUAAAGAUGAUUCGGUAA